ACCAUCUAAAUUAACACAAGCAGUCAAACGCAUGCACACACAAGGUUGUUGUUAGCAAUUUUCUGCUGCUGCUAUACAUACACGAGCUGCGCGCGAUGGCCGCCCUGGCAGCUGCACUUGUUGCGCUCCUCGCCGUGCUUGCUGUCGCGCAUCCUGUCGCCGUCGCACAAUCGGUGGCGAACCGCACCUCCGCCGUCCGCCAGCUCCGCGGUAGCUCCAGCGAAGGCGGUUGGCUGGCGGCCAAGGCCACCUGGUAUGGCGCGCCCAACGGCGCCGGCCCCGACGACAACGGCGGCGCGUGCGGGUUCAAGAACACCAACCGGUACCCGUUCAUGUCCAUGACGUCGUGCGGCAACCAGCCCCUGUUCCAGGACGGCCAGGGCUGCGGCGCAUGCUACCAGGUAAGGUGCACCGCCAAGAACAACCCGGCCUGCUCCGGCGAGGUCAGGACGGUGAUGAUCACGGACAAGAACUACUACCCGGUGGCCAAGUACCACUUCGACCUCAGCGGCACGGCGUUCGGCUCCAUGGCGAGGCCCGGUCUCAACGACAGGCUCCGCCACGCCGGCAUCAUCGACAUCCAGUUCAGGAGGGUGGCCUGCAACCACCCGGGGCUGACCCUCAACUUCCACGUGGAGGCGGGCUCCAACCCUAACUACCUGGCGGUGCUGGUGGAGUACGCCAACAAGGCCGGCACCGUGGCGCAGAUGGACGCGAUGGAGUCCAGCUCGGGCCACUGGAUGCCUAUGCGCCGCUCGUGGGGGUCCGUUUGGCGGCUGGACUCUGCCCGCCCGCUCAAGGGCCCCUUCUCCAUGCGCGUCCGCAGCGAGUCCGGCGGGACGCUGGUGGCCAACAAUAUUAUUCCGGCAAACUGGAGGCCCAACACCGACUACCGCUCCAACGUCCAGUUCACUUGACCGCGUAAUUUAAUCUCAGGACAUGUUUAGAAGCAACUUAGUUUUUAAAAAAUCAGUUUUUAUUUUUCUUAGCUAAGAGAGAUCAGCUUCUUAGUUUUUAAGAAACUGUGAAUCCAAUUUUUAUAAACUGAGACAUAAACUGAUAUGUUUGGAACAUUUCUAUAAAUUAGUUUCUUAAAAAUUGGAUGGUUUCAAAUAAGCCCUUAAUCAGUCACUGCUAUAGUUCUCAUAUGUAACGUGAUUACGCCUAUUUAUAAGGGGUUUUUUGUGUGAUUA
This is a messenger RNA of Zea mays, 1193 nucleotides long. RefSeq names its product expansin-B2. Lineage: Eukaryota; Viridiplantae; Streptophyta; Magnoliopsida; Poales; Poaceae. The record is from RefSeq and is a predicted model, not a curated record. Gene Ontology annotation, biological process: sexual reproduction. The coding region runs from base 96 to 917 and encodes 273 amino acids. The transcript is spliced from 2 exons. Gene Ontology annotation, cellular component: extracellular region.